This is a messenger RNA of Patella vulgata (common limpet), 7695 nucleotides long. RefSeq lists its product as uncharacterized. Gene Ontology annotation, biological process: regulation of apoptotic process. Gene Ontology annotation, cellular component: cytoplasm; nucleus. The record is from RefSeq and is a predicted model, not a curated record. Lineage: Eukaryota; Metazoa; Mollusca; Gastropoda; Patellidae. The transcript is spliced from 6 exons. Gene Ontology annotation, molecular function: protein binding. The coding region runs from base 175 to 6231 and encodes 2018 amino acids.
AUAUGCCCACAGAUCAGAAUUAUAAACUUAUAAGUUGGCUUAGGCAGAUCAGAAACCUUGACAGCUUUAUAUUGAAUAGAAAUUAUCUUUUAGUUGUUAGAAUUUAGAAUUGCCUGUAACUACCAAAUGUGACCCCAAAAGCCUUACUAAAUCUCCUCAAUUAGAAAUAGAAGAAUGGCUGACACCCGUGGCAAUUUAAAUGACUCACAGGAUCAAAGAGAGCUGACUGACGCAGAAGAGUGCAUAAGACGAAUAGAAGCUUUAGAUGAACGUAUUCAACAACUUAAAGAUGAAAGACAUCGCAUUAUUGAGAUUCAUCGUAAUAGGAAAGAUGGACUACAUGAACGCGCUGACCAUCAGGAAGAAGAAAGAAGAAAACAUGUCGAUAAGAGAUAUGGAACAUGUGUAGAGGAAACAUUUAGAGAAGCAGAACAGGAGAUAUACCAGGAUGUUGAUAAACUCUAUGGUGACAGCAGAAAUAACUUGAAAACUAUAGAUGGAAAAAUACAAGAACUAGAAGAAGAAAAAACACAACUGGCGAAAGAGCCGGUAAAAGAACGUACAUUUAUGGUUAGAAAAUUUGGUAGAAUGCCCGAGAAUCAAUACAUCCGCAUCCAAACCAACUUAUCGUUUCUCGUUUCCAACUUAAUACCAGAUAAACUGAUAUACCGUCUGUUUAGUAAACGUGUAUUUGACGAUGACGACUUAGAAAAAAUCAACAAGGAGAAAGAAAAUGGAAGAAGAGCUGUGGUGUAUAGAAUGUUAAUGAUUCUGUUUGAUUGUGGAAAGUGGGCGUAUGAGCAAUUUAUAGAAUCUUUACAAGAAGAGGGAUUUACAAGAGCUGUAGAAAUACUUGAAAAUGUGCCUCAGGCUAAUACAGGAAGAGUUAGAGGGAGGGUUCCUGAUAUCGAGUACGACCGACUUACAGCGAACUUUUGUUAUAUAAUUAACUCAAUAGAUCCCUGGACUUUAUCAGCUAGACUUUUAACUAACAAAGUUAUAGAUCAUGAUGAAUAUGAAGAAAUUGAAAGUAAGAAACUGGAAGGACGACGUGACGUAGCUCGAAAAUUACUCAAUAUAUUAACAUACUGUGGUCCAGGGACAUUGGAUAAAUUGGUACGAUCGUUAAGAGAGGAAGGUUGUGCAGACAUUGCAGAUCAACUAGAAUCAGAAAAACCCCCACCUCAAGAAUCAAAACCCUUCAAACAAAAUGAAUUCAAGAACCCAAAGCUCAAGAAUGCAGAAGAAAAUGGUAAAAUUAUGCUAGACGGGAUUAAAGAAGACAGUUAUCCAAAGAAUAGAGCUUACAACGAAGGCUGUAAAGUACUUAAUAACAACUUCAUCUUAGGAGUUAUUGGUGCUACAGGAGAUGGUAAAUCUGUUUUAAGUUCCAUGGUAGCUUCCAAUUUUAUAGAAAAUCAUCCUGACUUUGCACCCUUGGUGAUAAAACUCAGAGAUAUUGAUGACAUUUCUUUUUCAGAAAAGAAAAACAUGCUUCUAAUAGUGGAUGAUAUUUUAGGUCGAUUUGAUCGCUCCAAUGUAAAUAUAUCUAAAUUGCAGGUUAAUUUCGAGAAUCUUUACUUACAUAUAAAAAGACGUAAAGUUGCAGUUAUAUAUGUUAUGCGUGAUUAUAUAUAUAAUGACUGUAAACAUGUCCGAAAUAUUUAUGACAUUUUUUCCAAUGAAUAUUGUAUAUUUUUGCAUAAAGAAAGUCUUUGUUUAAAUAGACAAGAAAGGGAAAAGAUUGUUAAAUACCACUCAAAUAAGUUGCAAAAAUCUGAUAUCAUAAACAUUACUGAAAACACAGCCACUUCCUUUGGUUUUCCAAGCAUUGUUAAAUUAUUAAGCAAAUUAUUAAGUACAUGCAAACGAGAUGAGAUAUUUACAUUUAAAGGUCUCAUCGACUUUUUGUUGUUUAAUUUUGAGAUGUUUUGGAAAGAAUAUAAAGAUAAGUAUGCGUGUUUUAUUCUGGCUUUUAUUCUUCGACCUGUAAGCGUUAAAACAUUACAAUCAGACUCAUCAUCAGAUGUUCAGUCUCUUGUGAGUAGAAUACAAAAUGAUGUUUUUGAGAAUUUUAAAUUAAUUCAAGCCUUGGAGGUCUUUGAAAAUUGGUCAGAAUCUUUUUAUGCACGUGAUGAAAAUAACUGUUUUAUUUUUCGCGAGUUUGUUGACGAGGCAUUUCUCAUUCACAUGUUUCCAAAGUUUACAGAUCUUGCCAUAAAAUUCGCACCGUUUCAACUUUUAAUGGAAAUGAUGAGAACGGAAGCUGAUAAGCGAACUGUAACAAGUAAACAAUGUGAUUCAAUAACAAUCGAUUUCUACCCAAACCUUGCUGAUCGUUUUAUUAAUGAAUUUAAAAAUUGCAAUUACGACGUUAUAUUUCAUCAAGCAUUCUUAGAUGAACGUUUUCUUUCAACUUUUGUUAAAUUAGAACAAUAUAAUGAUCUCGUGAAUCAUUAUACGUCUAUUCCAUGUGGAAGAGUUGGACAUUUUAAAGAUGCUGGGAACUUUUUGCAUUUUAUUUGUUUGCAUGGAAGUUCGACAUGUUUUAAAACUGUCAUAUCCCCAGCAACAGAAACUUAUCUAAAGAGUGAAACACAAAAUGGUCAUAACAUAUGUGAUCUUGUAGCAAUCUCUGAUUUAGAUGCAAUUGCUAAAGUAGAUCUUCUUGCCAUAAAUUAUAAACAUAUGUUUAAAAAUACUGUGUUGCAUAUGGCCGUUCAAUCUAAACAACUUGAUGUCGUAAAACAUGUUCUCGAGUAUGACAUAUUUGAUAUUACUUCUUUGAAUAGAAACCUGCAAACUGUCCUUCAUUCUGCUUGUCUCUCAGAUCAUGAUGCACCGGAUAUUGUUGAAUUUCUAGCUAAUUAUGGGAUUAAUAUAAAUGCCAUAGAUAAAGAUGGUCUCACACCACUUCAUUAUGCAGUAAAGAGGGGUAAAAUAAAAACCAUGACUCUACUACUGAACCUAAAGUCUGAUGUUAACAUGGAGGAUAAAUCGAGUAGAUUACCGAUUCAUUUGGGUUGUUGUUCUAAUGCCAGUCUAUCAGAUGUUGAUAAGGCGAAUAUUGUUACUUUAUUGAUUAAUCAAGGUUCUGAUAUAAACCAUAUAGAUACUCAUGGAAGAACCCCGAUUCUUGAAGCCUUGUCAAACUGUCAGACAAAAACUGCAGAAUAUUUGUUAUCAGUGAGGUGUGAUGUAAAUAUAAAAGACAAGAAUGGGACAUCUGUCAUACAGGAAGCUUGUACUAACAUGAAACAACAUUUUACUUUAAUAAAUGAUUUAUUGAAAGUUGUCGACUUCCCAGUUCACGAAGCUGUUCUUUGGUUUGAAGAUGUACACGAACUUGAUGAAUUCCUAGAUAAGAAUAUUGAUCAGAUCAACACACUAAAUGGAGAAGGAGAAUUACCCUUACAUAAAGCAUGUAUAUCAAUCUAUAAACCCAGAGAAAAGGCUGAAUUGUUAUUAUAUAAGGGAGCACAUAUCAAUUUAAAGAAACAUCCAAAUCUCCAUUUAUUUCAUUCUACUGUUUGUCUUUUUUCCCCUGUAUCUGUUAUGAAGUUCUUGUUUGACGUUUAUUUUAAUUUUGAUAUUACUGGAAAUGGCUGUGAAACAUCAUUAAUGUACUGCUGUCAAUCAGGUGUUGACCAGGUUGAAAAGGUCAACCUUAUCCUGACAAACAAUGUGGAUAUUCACAAUAAAGAUGGUAAGGGAAAGGGUGCAUUACACUAUAGCUGCCUCUAUAGUCAAGUAGAAUGUGUCAAGAUUAUUAUGGAUAGAGGUGCAGAUGUCAACGAUAUAGAUGGUAGUGGCCUGACACCUUUGUUUCAUUGUAUAAAAUCAAAAGUAGAUAGAAUAAAAAAGAUGAGAUUGUUAAUUUCUAGUGGGGCAAGUGUUAUUAGCCCUGACAAGUAUGGGGAGACUGUAUUACAUUAUGGUGUUGAAUACAAUAGACCAGAGUGUGUCAGGAUCCUGAUAGAGGCUGGAGCUGAUGUUAAUGCAGUGAACAAGUAUGGUAAGACUGCAUUACACUAUGGUGAUAAACCAGAGUGUGUCAGGAUCCUGAUAGAAGCUGGAGCUAAUGUUAAUGCAGUGACAAAUGAUGGGUGGAGUGUAUUACAUUAUGGUGUUGAAUCCAAUAAACUAGAGUGUGUCAGGAUCCUGAUAGAGUCAGGAGCUAAUGUUAAUGCAGUGACAAAUGAUGGGUGGAGUGUAUUACAUUAUAGUGUUAUAUACAAUAAACUAGAGUGUGUCAGGAUCCUGAUAGAGUCUGGAGCUAAUGUUAAUGCAGUGAACAAGUAUGGGGAGACUGUAUUACAUUAUGGUGUUGAAUCCAAUAAACUAGAGUGUGUCAGGAUCCUGAUAGAGUCAGGAGCUAAUGUUAAUGCAGUGACAAAUGGUGGGUUCAGUGUAUUACAUUAUGGUGUUCAAUACAAUAGACCAGAGUGUGUCAGGAUCCUGAUAGAGGCUGGAGCUGAUGUUAAUGCAGUGAACAAGUAUGAUAAGACUGUAUUACAUUAUAGUGUUGUAUACAAUAAACCAGAGUGUGUCAGGAUCCUAAUAGAGGCAGGAGCUGAUGUUAAUGCAGUGGAAAAUGAUGGGGAGACUGUAUUACAUUAUGGUGUUGAAUACAAUAGACCAGAGUGUGUCAGGAUCCUGAUAGAGGCUGGAGCUAAUGUUGAUGCAGUGACAAAUGAUGGGUUCAGUGUAUUACAUUAUGGUGUUAAAUACAAUAGACCAGAGUGUGUCAGGAUCCUGAUAGAGGCUGGAGCUGAUGUUAAUGCAGUGAACAAGUAUGGUAAGACUGCAUUACACUAUGGUGAUAAACCAGAGUGUGUCAGGAUCCUGAUAGAAGCUGGAGCUAAUGUUAAUGCAGUGACAAAUGAUGGGUGGAGUGUAUUACAUUAUGGUGUUGAAUCCAAUAAACUAGAGUGUGUCAGGAUCCUGAUAGAGUCAGGAGCUAAUGUUAAUGCAGUGACAAAUGAUGGGUGGAGUGUAUUACAUUAUAGUGUUAUAUACAAUAAACUAGAGUGUGUCAGGAUCCUGAUAGAGUCUGGAGCUAAUGUUAAUGCAGUGAACAAGUAUGGGGAGACUGUAUUACAUUAUGGUGUUGAAUCCAAUAAACUAGAGUGUGUCAGGAUCCUGAUAGAGUCAGGAGCUAAUGUUAAUGCAGUGACAAAUGGUGGGUUCAGUGUAUUACAUUAUGGUGUUCAAUACAAUAGACCAGAGUGUGUCAGGAUCCUGAUAGAGGCUGGAGCUGAUGUUAAUGCAGUGAACAAGUAUGAUAAGACUGUAUUACAUUAUAGUGUUGUAUACAAUAAACCAGAGUGUGUCAGGAUCCUAAUAGAGGCAGGAGCUGAUGUUAAUGCAGUGGAAAAUGAUGGGGAGACUGUAUUACAUUAUGGUGUUGAAUACAAUAGACCAGAGUGUGUCAGGAUCCUGAUAGAGGCUGGAGCUAAUGUUGAUGCAGUGACAAAUGAUGGGUUCAGUGUAUUACAUUAUGGUGUUAAAUACAAUAGACCAGAGUGUGUCAGGAUCCUGAUAGAGGCUGGAGCUGAUGUUAAUGCAGUGAACAAGUAUGGUAAGACUGCAUUACACUAUGGUGAUAAACUAGAGUGUGUCAGGAUCCUGAUAGAAGCAAGAGCUGAUGUUAAUGCAGCGGACAAGGAUGGGAUGACUGUAUUACAUUAUGGUGUUGAAUACAAUAGACCAGAGUGUGUCAGGAUCCUGAUAGAGUCAGGAGCUAAUGUUAAUGCAGUGACAAAUGAUGGGUGGAGUGUAUUACAUUAUAGUGUUAUAUACAAUAAACUAGAGUGUGUCAGGAUCCUGAUAGAGUCUGGAGCUAAUGUUAAUGCAGUGACAAACGAUGGGUGGAGUGUAUUACAUCAUUGUAUUGUAUGCAGUAAUGUAACUCAUCUACAAAUACUGAUUGAAGCAGGAGCUGAUAUUAAUAAAUUGUACAAUGAUAGGUGUAGUGUAUUACAGGAUUGUAUCGAAUACGGUAAUGUAACUCAUCUCCAAAUACUGAUUGAAGCAGGGGUCAAGGUCAACGUAAAAAACAAGGACGGCAAUAAACCUAUUUAUUAUUGUUGUAAAGCAUUGGAAAACCCUGUUGAAAAGUUAAAAUUACUCUUGAAUGCUGGGGCUGAACUGACCUACUGGACAAAAUUCAAAAUGAAGAGGAAUAAGGCAACAUCAUCUGAAUUAAACAGGUUUUUAAAAACUUUAUAGGCAGUGAAUGAUGUUAUGCAGCGUAUAUGGUGGGGGGGGGGGGGCGGGGGCUGAUCUGUUUAUUCAACAAAUUCGAUCCAUCGAGGGGCUAAAUGACAUUGAAUAAUCCUCAACUUAUGUAUCUACCAUAGUGUAUUCAGUUAUCUAGUUUUGAACAAGCAUAGUGCGAACAGGCAGCUGUCAUAAGAGUGACAAACAUAGCACAUCAGUUGGUAAUACCACACCCAUUGGUGACAUAAAUUAAAUCGAUUGAAAGUACCAUUCUGCUAUGAUACGAUCCUGGUACAGUUGUUCACUGGGGAAUUUGUGUUGACUUUAAACUGUGGGUCUAUCACUACACACAGGACCAUUUAUCACUGUUAACGUCAAUCCUAAUUGAUUUGUGUUUAAACAAUUAAUCAUUAGGUUGAAGCAAUUAAUCAUUGGGAUAAAAUAUUUAUUUCUUAGGUUUAAACGAUAAAUAAGUAGGUUCAAUCAAUCAAAAAUUAAUAACUUGGUUUAAACAAUUAAUACUUAGGUUUAAACAAUUAAACACAUUUGAUAAUUAGAUUAAAACAAUUAAUACUUAGGUUUAAACAAUUAAACGCAUUUGAUAAUGCGAUUUAAACAAUUAAUACUUAGGAAUAAACAAUUAAUACUUAGGUUUAAACUAUUAUUACUUAGGUUUAAACAAUUAAUACUUAGGUUUAAACAAUUAAUAAUUAGGUUUAAACAAUUAAUGAUUAGAUUAAACUAAUUUAAAAUAUUUAAUAAUGAAAUUUAAACAAUUAAUAAUUAGGUUUAAAUAAUAAUUGUUUGUUUAUGUGAUUAGGUUUAAACUUUGGAUGGUAUAUAGCGUGAUUGUUAAUACCAAUUGGUUGUCAACUGAUUUUUGUUGAGUUAAUAUGAUUAGGUUUAAACAUUGGUUGGUAUAUAGCCUGAUUGUUAAUGUGUUUUUAAAAAUCGUUGAAAUAUAUCAUUGUUACACCAUGAUGGUCGAGUUCAAAUUUCGUAAAAAUUGGGACCGACACUGCCCAACAAAAUGGCCGCUCCUUAUACACAAAUUAUGUAAAAGUAUGAGUAGUAUAGAGGGUACUUUGAAGCAAUUUUGGAAUUCCAGACAUUCCAAAGGUCUGACGUCACACAUUCCUAAGGUCUGACGUCAGAGCAUUCCACAGGUGUUCUAUUUAUAGUUUGAAUAUGGUUAUUGUUGACUGAACAAUGAGGUUAUGAAUAAUAAAAAAGGUAUGCAUGUGUUGUAUUCUUUGAUCGUGUUUGACUUUUGUAACGAGGGUAUGGGGUCCACGAAUUGUUUAUUGGAGGGUAGGGGGGAAGAUAUUUCGCUUUAUAGGCAGGUGUGCAGAGGUUACAUUGAGUUCACGUCACGCGUAGUUAUACCUGCAUUCAGGGACAAUGACCUCCGCCAUUAAGCUUGACAGGUGAACAUGUUGUGAUUGUUUAUCAAAGGUUGUUUAUAUCCCACAC